This is a messenger RNA of Salvia miltiorrhiza (redroot sage), 828 nucleotides long. RefSeq names its product cyclin-U1-1-like. Gene Ontology annotation, biological process: regulation of cyclin-dependent protein serine/threonine kinase activity. Gene Ontology annotation, molecular function: protein kinase binding. The transcript is spliced from 3 exons. The coding region runs from base 76 to 735 and encodes 219 amino acids. The record is from RefSeq and is a predicted model, not a curated record. Lineage: Eukaryota; Viridiplantae; Streptophyta; Magnoliopsida; Lamiales; Lamiaceae.
CCCACCACAGCCAAAAACCGCCCCCGAUAAAAACCCUCAAAAUGCCUCCUCCGCCACCACACAAUGCCACUGUAGAUGUUAUCCGGCGGCGAACGGCGGCACCUCCAGCCGCGGCUGACGGAGCCGAGCAGCUACGACGCGUCGGCCACUCCCAGAGUCCUCACCGUGCUCUCCUGCGUGCUGGAGAAGCUCGUCGCUCGGAACGACCAAUUGAGCGGCGGAGGCUACGGGAAGAGGCUGAGCGCGUUCCACGGCGUCCGAUCGCCGGCGAUCGGGCUGGAUAAGUACGUGGAGCGGAUCUACAAGUACACGAGCUGCAGCCCGUCGUGCUUCGUGGUGGCGUUCGUCUACAUCGACCGGCUGCUCCACCGCUAUCCGGAUUCGCUGGUGGUCUCGCUCAAUGUUCAUCGAUUGCUCGUCACCAGCGUCAUGAUUGCUUCCAAAACUCUCGAUGAUGAACACUACAACAACGCAUUCUACGCUCGAGUUGGUGGGGUGAGCAAUUCGGAACUAAACAAGCUAGAACUCGAGCUACUUUUUCUUUUAGAUUUUGAUGUUACUGUUAGCUCUCGAAUUUUCGAGAGCUAUUGCCAGCAUUUGGAGAAAGAAAUGCUCUGCAACGAUCUCGUCGAGAGGCUACCGGCGCCGGGGAUAACCAUCUCCGUCGACGAUGUCACUGAGAUUUCUGUGGGAGACGCACAAACUUCUUCACCACCCAUCCUAGUCGAUUCAUAGAUAAGAUUAUAACUUGCUUUGAUUUUCUUUUUCUUAUUUUUGCCCUAAUCUGUAAAAUAUGCCAUAUUUUUUCAAUUGAGCUGAUUUACAAAA